Centropristis striata (black sea bass) is the source of this 3164-nucleotide messenger RNA. RefSeq names its product pre-B-cell leukemia homeobox 1a (gene pbx1a). Gene Ontology annotation, molecular function: DNA-binding transcription factor activity, RNA polymerase II-specific; RNA polymerase II cis-regulatory region sequence-specific DNA binding. The transcript has 10 exons. The record is from RefSeq and is a predicted model, not a curated record. The coding region runs from base 471 to 1778 and encodes 435 amino acids. Lineage: Eukaryota; Metazoa; Chordata; Actinopteri; Perciformes; Serranidae. Gene Ontology annotation, cellular component: nucleus. Gene Ontology annotation, biological process: brain development; neuron development; embryonic organ development.
CAAUAACAGUUGGUGGUUACUUUGUAUCCAAAACCUUCAAAGGCAAGUUGAGUCUUAGCGCGUUUUAGCGCAUCAAGCUCUCGAGUAUAUCGGAGGUUUCAUAAGAGGAGCUCAACGCGCUCCACUUUUAAUCAGAUUAGGAGCCUUUAAUGUUCAAUCCUGUUUUUUCUUCCCUACAGUAGCGGUGCAGGAGUGGCCAAAGCCAAAAGCAGCGAUUCAGAUCAGAUUUCACCUAAACCAGCUGGGAGAGAGAGAGCGAGAGAGAGAGAGAGCGAGAGCGAGAGAGCGGUUUGUCAGUCUCCCUCCUCCCAAAUCCAGAAAAGCUUACCAAGGAAAAAGGAGGAGUGUCGGGGCUGAGAGAGACGCAGAGGAAUCCAGAGGAAUUUCCGAGGAUAUUUUCUCUUCUUUUUUCCCCUCUUGAUAUUCAAAUUUAAAAGUUGGAGGCGAGGCAGCAGGGACCGUGGUCAAGGAUGGACGAGCAGCCUCGGUUGAUGCACUCCCACGGGGUAGGCAUGGCCGGACACCCCGGCCUGGCGCAGCAUAUGCAGGAUGGCACGGCGGGGACGGACGGAGAGGGAAGAAAGCAGGACAUCGGAGACAUAUUACAGCAAAUAAUGACCAUCACAGACCAAAGCUUGGACGAAGCACAGGCGAGGAAACAUGCACUGAACUGCCACAGAAUGAAACCUGCUCUCUUCAACGUCUUGUGUGAAAUAAAGGAGAAAACAGUGCUCAGUAUCCGUGGCACCCAGGAGGAGGAGCCUCCAGAUCCUCAGCUAAUGCGACUGGACAACAUGCUGCUGGCAGAGGGUGUGGCCGGGCCGGAGAAAGGCGGCGGGUCGGCAGCAGCAGCAGCGGCCGCGGCGGCCACAGGUGGUGUCGGUGCCGACAACUCAGCAGAACACUCCGACUACCGGGCCAAGCUGUCUCAGAUCCGACAAAUAUACCACACAGAGCUGGAGAAAUAUGAACAGGUGAUGACUACAGGAUCUGUUGCGUGCAAUGAGUUCACCACCCAUGUGAUGAACCUGCUGAGGGAGCAGUCUCGCACACGACCCAUCUCGCCCAAAGAGAUCGAGCGCAUGGUCAGCAUCAUCCACCGCAAGUUCAGCUCUAUCCAGAUGCAGCUGAAACAGAGCACCUGCGAGGCCGUCAUGAUCCUGCGUUCACGCUUCCUCGACGCCAGACGAAAGAGGAGGAACUUCAACAAACAGGCGACAGAGAUCCUAAACGAGUACUUCUACUCCCACCUCAGUAACCCUUAUCCCAGCGAGGAGGCCAAAGAAGAGCUGGCCAAGAAAUGCAGCAUCACAGUGUCACAGGUAUCAAACUGGUUUGGGAACAAGAGAAUCCGGUACAAGAAAAACAUCGGCAAGUUCCAAGAAGAGGCCAACAUGUACGCAGCGAGGACCGCAGUCAGUGCAACCAGUGUAUCUGCUCACGGCAGCCAGGCAAACUCCCCAUCAACUCCCAACUCAGCAGGUUCUGCUGGCUCUUUUAACAUGUCAAACUCCGGAGACUUGUUCAUGAGUGUGCAGUCCCUCAAUGGGGACUCGUAUCAAGGGGGGCAGGUUGGGGCCAACAUACAAUCCCAGGUGGAUACCCUUCGCCAUGUUAUCAGCCAGACCGGAGGAUACAGUGACAGCCUCGCAGCCAGCCAGAUGUACAGUCCACAGGGCAUCAACACAAAUGGUGGCUGGCAAGAUGCUCCGACUCCUUCGUCAGUGACAUCGCCCACAGAAGGACCUGGAAGCGUUCAUUCGGAUACUUCCAACUGAAUAUAUCCAUCUCCACACCUCAUCUACAAAAACCAUGGACUGACCUUGAUAUUCACAGUAUUAAAGAAAGGAAUUCACUGCCCCAAAGUUUGGAGAGGUACCGUGAAAUCCGAACCAGAAAAAGAAAAGUAAUAUUUCCUCUGCUUAUAACGUUGGACAUUUGGGAUACAAACAAAAAGUUUCACAAUAAAAAUCAAAACAAUGCCGCAAUCAAUGGAGACGUUUGUACAGAUUUCACAUUAUAUUCAGAGGGCUGGGGUUACUUAUUCACUCGUAAUGUUUUCACUCAUAAUGAUGAAAUGAUAUGAUAAAGAAAAUAAAUCAAAUCAUUGGUUUUAACUGAAAAUACUUCAUUCUACCUCUCAGCCACUAAAAAAAAGUAGAAAAAAUAUGUCAGUGACCAUUAUUUGUUUUGUAAAAAUGAAACUUUUGUCUUUGCAAGCAAGAGGCACAUCUUCUUACUUACAUUUUGUUGUCUCUCACCUAUUCUAUGGUACGCCAUUUAGACUUAAAUAUUGCUCAGUUGUUUACAAUGUGUGCUUGAUAAAAGUAUGUUCAUCUUCCCCUCUGUCUCCGACGAGUCAAAACAGAGUUCUGUCAGGAGAUUUUACCUCUAAGGUAACCCUGUGAAGUAUGUUAUCUGUAAAACAAUAAAUAAAUACUUGUCAUCAAAUCGGACAAGCUUGACAUCAUUCAUUAAGAUGGAGGAUACAGCAACCUUAAAAACAAAUUAUUUUUCAGUCUGUUGGUUUUGGUUCUGCAGCAUAAUGGUCGAGUGACAGUCACAGAGUAGCAGGAUUCACUGGUGCAAUGAGAAAAACAGGAUUUUUUGCUCUAUGCUGCUCAAGGAGAACUUUUUUCUUUAAAUGUACUUGAAUCUUUUAUAUUUCUUAUUGUUUUCCACCGCCACCAAGACAGAACAAAAGUUUUUGACAAUGCCAAAAUGCUGAUGUAACCAAAAAAACUGUCAAGUCAACAGUCAGUUUUAAUACGUUCUUUCAUCAAAUAUAAACAGCAUUGUGUCUUUCUCUUCUCAUUUAAAGGACCAACUUCUGUUCUUUAGCUCUGGUGCUACGAUCCAGUGAAUAACUACGGAAGCCCUGAGAGGCAAAAACUGGUGAUCAAAGUCUGAUCUAAACUGUUUUCUUUCCUGUGUUUAUGACUGAAGAACAGGUGGGGAAAAAAAGCUUUUACCAGGAUAAUAAUCUUAGUAUUCAAGUUUGUGAAUUUUUUUGUGAAACAGGUAGAAAAAAAUAGAGCAGGUGAUUGCACCACUAUGUUCUAAAUAGGACUUAGAUCGUUCAUGUUUUCUUCUAGAAGAGUUUUUCAGAAUUCCUUCAGGCACUCUACAGACAAGCUUCAUGUAUUGUGUGUUAAGUUAUAUAA